Messenger RNA from Arctia plantaginis, 1440 nucleotides. The record is from the annotation of a GenBank genome assembly. Lineage: Eukaryota; Metazoa; Arthropoda; Insecta; Lepidoptera; Erebidae.
AUGUCUACAGAAUAUAUACAACAGGAUCUUAUAGAUCAAUUGUUGCGAGAAAAUGACGAUACUUUCAUGGCUUUGCCGGAUAUUGGAUUAGAGCCUCAUCUUUUAAUUUCAAAGGUCCGUAAACAUUACAUGGAAUAUGUAAUAAAACUUUUAUCAACAAAUUAUGAAACGAAUCAAAAACUUGUCAACAAGAACAUUUAUUUACCAAGUGCUAUUUGGAGAUGUGCAAAAAUUAUAGAAACUAAAGCAGCACAAUCAUGUAUGGUGAUACAAUUGUAUAGGAAAAACAUAAUUGCUGUGGUCAAUGAAUUAAAGAAUGAUACUAAAAAAGGCAAAUUAAACAGAAAGUUAUAUGAAUGUUUAAAUAAACAACCACCAAAUGACAAAAAAACACAAACAGCCUGUAACACUAUAAAAGAAAACAACUGCCAAUGUGGACUGAACAAGAGGAAAAGGAAAAACAUUACCUCAAUGUCACCAAAGCCUGCUUUGAAUGAAACCUACCCAGACUUACUAGCUAUUACUGACAAUUCCAAUGGUCAUAAUGACAAUUACUGUGCACCACUUUCAAUAAAUACUUCUUGUUCGUCAUCGAUACCAAAAAAUGAAGCAUUACCAGUGGCACAAAUAAUCAACCAGCCUAAUACUACUACAACUAUUACUACACCACCACAACUAAACUAUCAAGCAUCUGUUGAAUCAGACCCUGAUGAGUUAAUGAUGCAAUUAGAAAAACUAUUUCAAGGUGAUCAAAAUGAUGAUGACAUAUUUGAAGGUGCAUUAUGUGAUAAAUUAGAUACUACCCUUGAUGAUCACACAAAAAAAGUUACAAAUAUUAUAAUGGAAACAAGUAAAAUUAAUGCUACCCAUGAUGCUGUGAUUGAAAAUCAUGCAGCUCAAAUAAAAUCUCUUGAUGAGAGACUAGCAUCGUUAACAGGCCUUCUAGUCCCUAGUGGUGAUACUACAGUUCAAACCCAGAAGCCAGAGAACCAGAAACCAAAAAAAAGUAGUUCAAGCAAGUGGCUAUGUGAGGAAUAUUUUUUAAAGCAAAAAUUAUAUGAGUUGCUUGACCAAAUUGGUGAUAAUAAUAGAAAACAUCUUGAAAAGAUCAAAGAGAAGUUUAUCUAUUAUUUUGGAUAUGACAGUGAUGAUGAAGGAAUUAUUUCUCCUUUAGAGGAAACACCUGAAUUUAUUGUGAGUUGCAAGGAGCGCAUAGCUCCCUGGGUUGUGAAGAUACUUACACCUUACUACAUUAAAGGGCACAUUAAGGGCAAAGGAGUGUUUAAAAGUUUAGCUAAGCAUUUGAUCAGGCUUAUAUACCAAUGUAGCAAAUACCCAGAGGAGUAUGAAGUAUGCAGUUUUGUUUCGGAUUUCUUAAAGAACCACAGAACGAUAAGAUGUGAAGCAGAUUUCAGAGAGUUUAGAAUUGAAAACAUCUGA